CGAAAAGCUCGACCACAUCCCGCCCCAAGAAAACACGAGGUGAACUCGAGUGCAUAGUGCAUUCUUGCGUCAAGGGCGAGGAGGACACACACUUAGCGUGGUUGCUGCCGCGCGUGCAGAGCGUUGGCUGCUGGUUGAUCGCGUAGAGAAAAAUGAUGGUCAUGUACUUAACUUUUCUCAACAACCGACCAGCGGCGCACUACUGACAACCACCCGCUGCGGAGCCUCUCGACAGAUCAUUUGCCGAUUGCCUGGAUCAUGUCACUGCCACCGACAACGUACGCCAUCAUUGGAGCUGCUACGAUCCUGCCGUCCCUUUGCCUUGGGCUUGGCGCCGCGCACAUCGGCAAUUCGCUCGCCGAGAAGGUCACGGGGAAGGACGCCGCCUUUGUGCGUCCGCUCGAAGCGGUCUUGUCUGGGAUCACGACGUAUGGCGGGUGUAAAGUCAGUGGCAACGCCGCGCUGCGUCGGUUCACGCAUCUCACGCCAAUGGUUGAACCGAUUUUCUCGGUCGUCAAGCCCCACGUAUCUCAAACCAUCUUUGCCGGAGCCCUUAUUGCAGGCGUGUACGUCUUUCGUGUCGUGGGCGCGAUGGCCUUUCCCGAGUCGACAGCUACUGGCAUUUCGAGGAGUUUAAAAGACUAGCCAAUCGUAAUCGCGCAUAUCAAGUCCAAGAACACA
This is a messenger RNA of Saprolegnia parasitica CBS 223.65, 681 nucleotides long. RefSeq lists its product as hypothetical. Lineage: Eukaryota; Oomycota; Saprolegniomycetes; Saprolegniales; Saprolegniaceae. Bases 259 to 645 code for a protein of 128 amino acids. The transcript has a single exon. The record is from RefSeq and is a predicted model, not a curated record.